CAAGGUUUUAAACUUUGUGAGCAGUGACUGGCAGCCAAUGAAGUAAGACAAUAAGGAGUGUGACAUAAGCAGAGAAGUGGUGGAGCUGUAUUCUGUAUUAGCUCUAUGAUAGCUUAUAAUGAUUUUCACAAUAAAUGGGAUUUUGGCAAAGAUUGUUAAGAUGCCAGAUAAACAACAUUUAAAUGCAACAUUACCGUAUGUAUCAUACAGCAGUAUCCUGCCAAUAGGCGCGAGGCCGCUGAGAAAUUAUUUGCGUUGAUUUGUAUGUAUGACCACAGAUCUACACCUAGCCCGAAACUGAUCUAGUCUACUGAAGAUCAACACUGCCUCCUGCUUGUCGCUAAAAAUGUCGUUUGCAUACGUCACUUUGGGGGAGGGGCAACGCGACAGAUCCUCUCGUAGGAGAACCAGGAGGCGGGUUGUUGGUGUCAGUCGAAUAAAAAUUACCGUUACACUAAAUUAUUUUCCAUAAUAUACCGUUGUGUUUAUUUACAGCUACUGCAAACGAUCGUAUCCCCGAAUGACCAGAAAUUAUCUGCAGUGUUAUCCUUCUCACCUGUUGGUGGUGCACCUGCUGCUUUCUUUAGAGUAACAGCAGGUGGCGCUAGCAGAGGGGCUGAGCCGCCGGCCGACGCGUUGGGCUGGGGGAGGGGCCGCGUCCAGGAUGUCGGACGUCGCAGGGAACGCCGCGCGGAACGCCUUCAACGCCCAGCUGGCCUCGGUGAUGGAGUCGCUGCUGGCGGCGGCGGUGUGUGAGAUCAGCCGGAUCUUCGAGGGCAGUCUCUCGGACUCGCGGGCGGAAGCGGAGCGGAGCAGGGAGGAAGUGACGCUCCUGAACAGGAAGCUGGAGGCGCUGGAGGGCCGGCUGAAGGAGGCGGGGGAGGGGGCGGGCGUGACCUUUGACCCCAGCAGCUUCGCUCUGGCUCCAGACGCAGGGUUUGGGGCGGGUGCAUGUCUCUCGGGGGGGCCCCAGGUGGACCCCCAGCGGGGGGGGGACGAGGCUGGCCAGGUGAAGGACGAGCUGCAGGUGACGGAGCUGGAGUCGGUCAGCUUCUUCCAGGACGGUGCGGAGCUGGACCGGGUACACGUCAAAGAGGAGUCUGCAGUGGAGGACCCUGAACCCCGUCCUGUGGAGGGGAAGGGGAGGGAGGGGGCUGGAGCCCCAGGAGUCUCAGCUCACCUGCGGCCCGCUUCAGACGCCAGCCUGGCAGGCAAGCGCACGGCCUUUCAUCUACACACCCUCACACACCCCACAGCUGAGCAGUGUGUUUCUGUCCAUCCCACAGCUGCAGGGGACGGCACUGUGAGAUGGACGGUGGUUCCGGGGGCGGGUCCGGGCCCAGUCCUGGCGCAGAAGCCUGCGGAGGGGCCGGCGGCAGCGGGUUUGGGGUGUGUCCCGCACCAGCCCCUCCCCUCCAGGCCCGGCUGUGUCGCCAAGGGGUGGGGCAACACCGUGCUGAGCGGCGACGCGGCGGGAGGGUCCGGUCACGGUGUCAGGACCAGGCUGAGCCCUGCGCCUAGCCACGCCCACAGAAACGGACACGCCCACAGACCUGCCCAUGACCACGCCCCCAAAUCCGCCCUCAGCUGUGCUCACAGACCAGUCCCUGGCCAAAGAACUGCCCCAGACCACACCCACCGACCGCCCCCUGCUGCCCCUGAGGGUGCCCCCACCAACGGAUGGGCUGGCAAGGCCGGGGUACCCUGCCUGGUGGGGCGUGAGGCCCCCGUCCAGCCAGUGCACCCCCCUCCUGGGGGGCAGUUAGAGGGUCUGGAUCCCGAAGUCGGGUUCGUGAGGUCUCCAUACUCAGCGACAAACAGCGUCCCAGCUGUGCAGAGGUAUCACCUGAGCCCCGGGGGGGCUCUGCGGGGGGGCCGGCCCAACACCUGCCCCGUCGCCAAGGUGAAGCUGAAGGCCCCCCUGAGCGCUGUGGGCAGGGAGAGACCGUACAGCUGCCCGUACUGCGGCAAGGCCUUCUUCUACCCGUCCCAGCAGAGGAGACACCUGCUGCGGCACACGGGCGAGAGGCUGCACCCCUGCGCCCAGUGCGAGAAGAGCUUCGUCACGCCGUCCGAGCUGAGCGUGCACGUGCGCGUGCACACGGGCGAGAAGCCCUACGCCUGCCUGCACUGCGGGAAGAGGUUCAACCGGACGGGAAACCUGCGGGCACACGAGCGGGACGUGCACCUGGGAAAGAGACCGUUCAGCUGCGCAGAGUGCGGAAAGACCUUCGCUCAGAAAGGGAACCUGAGGACCCACCAGCAGCGUGUGCACCAGUCCCAGAGACACUUACCUAGCACUGAGCGAGAGCGGUUAUAACCCAGCACUGAGCGAGAGCGGUUAUAACCCAGCACUGAGUGAGAGGGGUUUCACCUUAACCCAGCACUGAGUGAGAGGGGGUUUCACCUUAACCCAGCACUGAGUGAGAGGUCUUUCACCUUAACCCAGCACUGAGUGAGAGGUCUUUCACCUUAACCCAGGACUGAGUGAGAGAGGAGGCAGAGCAUAUGCACACACACACACACACACACAAUCUGCUGGGGUCAGCAUUCAAUCAGUUAUGAGAGUGAGCGAGAGAAAGGAAAGAGGGAUGAAGUGAGAGAGAGCAUCUCUGCUGACCUGGAGGGCUCAUUCAGGACCCGUCUGCAUGGCAGCGAGGGCCAGGACCCUGUGGAGGAGCGGAAUCUGCCGGAGCUGCUGGUCUGUGAAACGCUUCACAUAACUGAGUGACCCAGUGCACCCUGGGAUAGGCUCCAGCACCCCCCGCGACCCCUGCUCAGGAUAAGCGGGUAUAGAUAAGGGAUGGGUGGAUGGGUGGAAAGCUGUAAGAGCAUCAAUGUUGGAUGCUCUAUUUUUGUGUGGGAAAGAAACUUCUAAUAAGAGACGUGUCUGAGAUGAAAGUUUCAAAAAGGAAAUUUAAAAAAACAGACAGCACCGAAGAAGGCAUCAUUCAUAUACUUGGUUUGUUAAUAAAAUGUGUGGAUGUUU
Anguilla rostrata (American eel) is the source of this 2989-nucleotide messenger RNA. Its product is annotated as zinc finger protein 628-like. Gene Ontology annotation, molecular function: RNA polymerase II cis-regulatory region sequence-specific DNA binding; DNA-binding transcription factor activity, RNA polymerase II-specific. The transcript has 5 exons. Lineage: Eukaryota; Metazoa; Chordata; Actinopteri; Anguilliformes; Anguillidae. Bases 665 to 2320 code for a protein of 551 amino acids. Gene Ontology annotation, biological process: regulation of transcription by RNA polymerase II. The record is from RefSeq and is a predicted model, not a curated record.